Molecule: messenger RNA, 5334 nt
Organism: Colletotrichum lupini
Lineage: Eukaryota; Fungi; Ascomycota; Sordariomycetes; Glomerellales; Glomerellaceae
Product: WD domain-containing protein
Exons: 13
Coding region: 1-5334 (1777 amino acids)
Biological process (GO): endosomal vesicle fusion; vesicle-mediated transport; macroautophagy
Cellular component (GO): HOPS complex; late endosome
Molecular function (GO): protein binding
Source: RefSeq, a predicted model, not a curated record
AUGCAGUUUCUGAAAGGGGCGGGUUGGCCAUCACAGCCUCAGCAGCCGGUUCGCGUCCCGGCAGCCCAAGAACGCGAAUCAAAGCUUCCAGCACCACAAGUCAGCGACAUAGGUCCAACGGGCAGGCUCAAUCCACUAUAUUUUGGGUUGACGGGUGGGGGAGGGGCACCACUACAGAGGGGCCUACACGAUUGGUGGACAGCUUACCAGAGACCCACUCAGAUACCUAGUUCUUCCCAGGGUACCUUACCGGUAGGUGCUGCUGCGCAGGUGCCUGUGGAAGCUCCCAUCGUAGCUCUUCGAGCAGCUAAGCUUCCUCUAAACCUCAACAGACCGCGACGCACCCCCAAGGAGCUCGUCGAACCCGAUCCGAAGCUCAGGGUAGCUCCGUUCCUUGCCUCGGAUCCCUCCAUUGCAGCCUUUCUCUACGCCAGGCCGAGCCAUUGCCUCAUCAUCCCCGCCCAGGCCCGCCGACUUUCUGGUACUCCAUCGACCAAACGACAAUGCCAAUGCGAGCCUCCAGUUGACGGUACAUCCAGCACAAUGACGGACGCUUCCGAUCCCGAUCGCGAUGGUCCCACCGCUGCACAGAAAGGCAAAGAGCCUGAGACGGCCGAGACUGUGACUGCGCCGGAGGAAUUGGCCGCGACCAAGUCCGAGAAAGAAUUGAAGAAGGACCAUGAUGGCACGGACAACAAGGAGAAGGAAGAGGAGGAUGAGGAAGACGAUGAUGAGGACGACGAGGACGAUGAAGAUGACGAUGAAGAAGACGACGACGACGACGAUGAAGAUGACGACGAUGAAGACGAUGACGAGGAGCCCCGGCUGAAGUAUGCCAGGCUCACUCAACACCUGGGGCCCAUUUACCGCAAUGGUGAUGCCACCAGCGCGUUCCUCGUCGCGGGUGAUAAGAUGAUCAUAGGAACGCAUAACGGCAACAUCCAUGUCAUCCAAUUGCCCAUGUUCCAAUCUCUCCGCGUGUAUCAUGCCCAUUCCGCUUCCAUCACCAGCAUCUCCAUCUCCCCAAACCCACCCCCCUUGCCGACAGCAAGGUCAGAAGCAGUGCAAAGACUUGCUCAAGAAGCUGCUGAAAGCGUCGCAAAACAACGACCGCCUUCUCGUCAGUCGGGCAGUUCCCCUGCCGCCGCCUCGAGAAGGCCUAAGGAUCCUUCUCCCGUCUCCAACACACCCUCUAAUAACGUCCACAUCGCUACAUCGUCCAUGGACGGCAACGUCUGCGUCUUUUCUCUCGUAGAUACAAAGGAUGUUCAGUUGCGGAACUUUGCGCGUCCUGUGCAAGCCGUCUCACUCUCCCCCGAUUACAAGAAUGACCGGACAUACCUUUCGGGUGGUCUCGCUGGGCAACUUAUCCUAACGACCGGAGGCCAGCCGGGCCGUAGCACCUCGACGACCGUCGGAACGGCGGCUGCCACCGCUUCUGGCUGGCUUGGUAGCAUGGGCUUGGGUACCAACACAGGCAAGGACACGAUCCUGCACUCUGGCGAAGGCACAAUCAAUAAUAUCAAGUGGUCACUCUCCGGAAAGUACGUAGUGUGGCUGAACGAGCAUGGCGUGAAGAUUAUGCGGUCAAAGUUGCAUCUGGAGAGUGCCGACGCGGACGACGCCUGGAAACGCAUUGGCCACGUAGAUCGUCCUCAAACAGAUGAGUGGGAGACCAUGGCAAGCGUCUGGAAAGGACGCGUCGAAUGGAUCGACGAGCAAGCUGUCGAGACCGAAGACGGGGAGGCUGGGCGCAAAGACGUUGGCUCAACGCUGGCACCCGAAAGCUCAACGCAACAAGGAACCUCAAGUACCAAGAAGAUCGAGAGACUACUGGUUGGCUGGGGAGGCACAAUCUGGAUCAUCCACGUCCACCCCGGCAGUGUUGGUACUGGUAAGCGAGCUGGUGAAAAGUCGAUUGGACGUGCCGAAAUCGCCAAACACCUUCGUAUGGAUUGCAUCAUUUCUGGAAUUUCGUUAUAUACCCAAAAUCUUCUCCUUGUACUAGCAUAUGUAUUACCGGACGACGACGAAGACGAUGAUGAUGAGAAGGCCGGCAAGGGUCACAAAUCGAAACUAUCAACAACGUCAGCGAGUAGCGAGCCAUCUGGCGGAAUACGACGCCGACAGAACAAUUUACCGCCGGAACUCCGAUUAAUCGACCUGAGCUCGCAAGCCGAAGUCGAUAAAGAUGGCCUUAGUGUAAGCAGAUAUGAGAGGCUGUCAUCGGGCGACUACCAUCUCGGCGUUCUCCCUGCACAGAACGCAGCCUCGGCCGUGGCCUCAUCCAAGGGAGCCCUGGAAGCAAUCACUGGAUUUGGCUCAGAUAUGUGGAAUGCCGCCAUCAAUCCCAGGACACUAUUUAGCUCUGGUGCAAGUAUCAGGAGUGGACACAGCGGAGACGGCGUCUCUAGCACGCAGCUCCCGAGCUCAGUUAGUGGCGCCCGGAGAUCAGGAACUCCUACAGUCCAUCCCAACCUCAUCAAGCCAGGAGUAAAGAUCUUCAUUCACAGCCCAUUCGAUUUCAUUCUCGGAACGAAGAGAGACCUUGGCGACCACUUGGGCUGGCUGCUGGAGCACCAAGACUAUCAGAAAGCAUGGGAAUUGCUUGACGAGCACCCCGAGAUCAUGUCUGCGCCUCCAGAGAACCUUCAUGAGCUCGUUCCAACAACGCCAGACAGAAAGCAAAGCAGCCAAGAGGACUUUGACGAUGCCUCAUCCGUCAUGGGGUCUACAGGGCUAGCAAGACAGCCUAAUUCCUCGGCGCAGAGGGAGAAGAGACGCAUUGGCGAGCUUUGGAUUCGGGAGCUGAUUGAGGCAGGUAGCUGGGCUGAAGCCGGUAAAGUGUGUAGCAGAGUCCUUGGCUCUCCCGACAGAUGGGAAAAAUGGGUCUGGACAUUUGCUGGCGCCGACAAGUUCGACGAGAUCACGGACUACAUUCCUUCUGAGCCGAUGUACCCGCCGAUCCCAGGCACAAUCUACGAAGUCGUCUUGAAUCACUACAUUCAGGCAGACAAGCUGAGAUUCAGAGAACUGCUAGACCGCUGGCCGACUGAUCUCUUUGACAUCAAGACCGUCACGACAGCCUUGGAUAACCAGCUCAAGUACCGCGAUGUACGAGAGGACAGCGUCGAGGGGGGUGAGAAGGGUCGCGACUGGAAGAUUGUGAUGGAGUCAUUGGCACGCUUACACGAGGCAAAUGGACGCUUCAGGGAAUCGCUCAAAUGCCACAUCAAGCUACAAGAUGCGGACUCUGCGUUCCGCUUGAUCCGCGACAACCAUCUCGCCGAAGCAGUGACUGACGACAUUCCCGGCUUCAUCGGAUUGCGAGUGCCGAACAAAAAACUCGGAACCAUGGGGCCAGACGAGCUUGAAGCCGCUACCUCGGAGGCCAUCACUCUCCUCGUUGACGAAGCACAGCAUGGUCUUGUCAAGCCUUCUGUGGUUGUAUCGCAGCUUGAGGAGAAGGAACUCAACCUAUAUCUCUUCUUCUACCUGCGCGGUUUGUACAAGGGCGAGGGAAUAGAGGAGCAUUCCGGGGAGACUCGCGACAGGCUGCUGAUGGACAGCCAAUCCCAAGUUAACGAAUUUGCGGACAUGGCUGUUCAACUGUUCGCCAAGUACGAUCGGGACCUUUUGAUGAGCUUUCUAAAGUCCUCGACCUCCUACAAAUUCGAGAAGGCUGUCCAAGAGUGUGAAAAGUACAGAUACGACGACGAGUUGGUACAUUUGUACUCCAAAACGGGCGAGAUGAAACGAGCGCUCUAUCUCAUCAUUGAUCGAUUGAAGGAUGUCAAGAAGGCAAUCGAUUUUGCAAAGCAACAAGACGACCCUGAUCUCUGGGAUGAUUUGUUGAACUACAGCAUGGACAAGCCCAGCUUCAUCCGCGGCCUUCUCGAAGAAGUCGGAACGGCCAUCAAUCCCAUUAAGCUCGUGAGGCGCAUUCCUGAAGGACUCGAAAUCGAAGGCUUGCGAGAGGGCCUAAAACACAUCAUGAAGGAACACGAGAUUCAAUACAGUAUCAGCUCGGGUGUUGCGCGGGUACUCCGAAGUGAGGUCGCCGCCGCACAAAAUGACCUGCGAAGUGGGCAGCGGAAGGGAAUCAAGUUUGAAGUCGUCGUUCAAUCAACGGAUCAUGUCGACGUCAAGGUCAGAGACGUCGUGCAUCCGCCAGUCAGUGCGGAGGAAGUGGAAGAGAGCUUCUUCAAAGCACCAAAGGCGGUGGAACAGCCUGGCCACACGCAUCAGCCGCCGAAGCCUGGCCACUGCGCUCAGUGCCACGAGUCCUUCACAGAGUACGAGAUGGAAACCUUGGUUGGAUUUGCUUGCGGGCACGUCUUCCACCAGUCACAUCUCAUGGAAAUGCUUUACCCCGGCAAGAGACAAGAGGCCGACUUUGGGCUGGCUAGCGAGGAGUCGAUCCGAAGCGGGUAUCGCGUUGGCUCAAAGGUUACGCAUGCGCGGUUGCUCAAGGACCGAGUGCGGGAGGGUUGUCCUGUCUCGGCACAGCCAUCUUUUGAUCUUCGGGCCUUGCUCAUUCUCAUUACACCCGAACGUGAAGAUAAUCUGGAUGCGAAUAGCAACAUUAAUGUUCAGAUGGUUGGUCACUACGUUGCGUCGAUUGGCGCACUCCAAGAAGCACGGGCCGGGCGGCAGGUCACCUCACUCUCCCCCAACCCCCCCACACGGCACCAGGUACCCCACGCCCACGUUUCCACCUGGAUGGCGCGAACGACAUGUCACUCCUUCAACCUCGGCCUGGAGGGGAAACGAUAUGGCGUUUUGGGAUACCUACCGGAGCCGGGCUCAAGGGAGGCUGAGCUAUGGGAGCUGAACCGAACGCAAUCUCCUUUCCUGCGCCUCCCGCCAGAAAUACGCAACAAGAUCUACCGUCUCCUCCUAUCCAACAUGGGCAUCCACGUCCUCCACGACCCUAAAACGGGAUCCUUCCACUGCCUCACGCUCCGACCCGGCGCGAACCCCUGGACCUCCGUCCCCGCGACUACUUCAUCCCCCACGAGGCAGAUAGUAGAACCAGAAAGAGGAGAUACCACCACCAAGACCGGCACCAAGAAGAACAGGUCUUCACGACAGCAGGCCGCGGUCCUGGGACGGGGGCUGACACUGCUGGUGCUGGUCUGUAGACAGCUCUACCACGAGACGGAGCUGAUUCCAUACCGCGAGAACGCGUGGAGCUGGGCUACGCCGGGGUUGAUGGAGCGGUAUCUGCUUACGGAGCGGCGGAUGGGGUUCGCGCAGAGGAGGGUGCUGAGGGAGGCAGAGGGUCUGGCUAUAGAGGAGGGCAUUGUACUCUAUGGCAUCUACGAGACAUGA